AUGGGUGAUGAGUCACUAGAAGAGCAGUUUAAAAAGCUGAAAUUCUUGGUGGAGCUAAGUGCACACAAGAAUCAGAACAACAAUUUGAGCUUUGAUACAUUAGUACAAAUGGACGAAUCAGACGGCAUUUCGCCAUCAGAGCCAAUUUCAGACACAGUUGAGAAACAGCUUGAGGUGGAGGAUUCAGUUCAGAAAAUAUACGAUGAUGUGCUUUCGAAAGGCUCGGAACAUUUCCCGGCUUUAAAUAGGAAGGGUCAUCUGAUAUACACGAAUAUUUUUCUCCACAAGCCACUUCCGUCUCAGAUGACAGUGUUGGACGCAUCACAUUGUUGGAUACUAUACUGGUUAAUAAAUGCAACUUCAUUGCUAGGUGGGGUUCAAUCAAUCAAGAGUGACGUUUGCCAAAACUGUAUUAAGAUGGCUAUGUCGUAUUUAUAUGAGGAUGAUGAGGAUGAGGGCUUCGGAGGGGGAUAUAUGCAGACUCCCCAUUUGGCUGAUACUUAUGCCAUGUUAUGUACACUAGCAAUAGUGGGUGAUGAGGAAUGCUGGUCGCAAAUAGACAGAAAGAAGGUUUAUCAUUUGUUACUGAGCCUCAAAAACAAAGAUGGCUCAUUUGCCAUAGCGAAGGACUCGGAGACAGACACAAGAUCGGUUUACUGUGCUCUUUGCACGGCUUGCAUGCUAAAUAUUCUAGACGAUGAGCUUAAAAAAGGUGUCGAGGACUGGAUUGUGAGCUGUCAGACAUAUGAAGGUGGAUUUGCAGGGAAUCCUGGGGAUGAGGCUCAUAGUGGCUACACUUUCUGUGCAAUUGCCUCACUCUGCAUUUUGAAAUCUCCUGCGAGAAUAGCAGAACUUAUAAACGUGGAUUCUCUUCUGAGAUGGCUCUGCCAUAGACAAUAUGCAAUUGAAGGUGGAUUAAGCGGCCGAACCAAUAAAUUGGUGGACGGAUGUUACAGCCACUGGGGUGGGGGAACAGCGGCUCUUUUGGAGUGUAUAUCUGGAAACCGGAACGUGAUAAAUCGCACAGCCCUGCAAAAUUACAUCCUCUGUUGCUGUCAGGCGGAGCCAUUUGGAUUAGUGGAUAAACCAGGCAAGUACCCGGACUUUUACCAUACUAAUUACGUACUAUGCGGUCUUAGUGCAUGUCAGCACUACCAAAUAUACGAUGAGAAGUUGGCGAUUAAAGAGGGAGCUGCGUUCGGAUAUCGGCCGAUAACAAUUCCGGAUGAGAAAGUGAUCACCAUCGAUGAGAAAAACUUGGUUGAGGCUUUGGAUCCAGUAUUUGUUGCUCCUUCUGGUUCAGUACUAAAGAUGCGAAACUACUACAGAGAAUUGAAGCAGGGUUAG
This is a messenger RNA of Brettanomyces bruxellensis, 1347 nucleotides long. RefSeq lists its product as uncharacterized. Gene Ontology annotation, biological process: protein farnesylation. The transcript has a single exon. Lineage: Eukaryota; Fungi; Ascomycota; Pichiomycetes; Pichiales; Pichiaceae. Gene Ontology annotation, molecular function: protein farnesyltransferase activity. The record is from RefSeq and is a predicted model, not a curated record. Gene Ontology annotation, cellular component: protein farnesyltransferase complex. Bases 1 to 1347 code for a protein of 448 amino acids.